Arctia plantaginis is the source of this 1203-nucleotide messenger RNA. Lineage: Eukaryota; Metazoa; Arthropoda; Insecta; Lepidoptera; Erebidae. The record is from the annotation of a GenBank genome assembly.
AUGCUUAUCAAUAACAUCAACCUCUGGGCGGGGCGCGACGCCCCCAACCCACCGGAGAAGAAGAUGGAAGUCGCGGGUAGCAGACUGGUGGGGAACACGACAGAGGAAGCCCUCGCAAGGUUAAGCCUGAGCCAGGGGCUGAGUGGCACGCAGAUGGAUAUUUUGCGCAGUACUGGCGCUCUAGAGGCCAUUGCAGCCGCACACAAUCAAGAAAUGCACACAUUGAACGGCAACAUCAAUUUCUCCGUGGUGCAUGACACAGCAAGAGCGGAUGUGAUGGCGGCGGCCUUGACGCGAGCAACGAGGGGGGUGCGCCACCGCCAUGCGAUACGGGUGGAGACGGAGCGCCGACUUCGUGUAGCGCAGGAGGAGGUGCCCAUGCUCGUAUACACCAGCAAUGUGGCAAACGGAGUAGGGCUGGUGGCAGGGCUGGAUAGAAACAGGGAGCCGGAGGGAGUCCUGGCACAGCCGGUGGGGGAGAUGCUCUCCGCCUGUCUCGACAGGGUGCUACGCUCGCCGACCCCGCUCAAAGUGACGAUGGAGCAGUGGCUAUCCACACGAAUGACCGCGCCUAACGUGGAUUGGGCCCUAAUAGACGAACUCGUCGCCUGGCUGACCAUGCGGUUUAUCCCUCAGCCAGAGAUCUACCAUGACGAGGCGGGUGGCUCUGAGACCCAUUGGCUACCAAGGGCCUAUUGCGACGUUGCGUACGCAACACAUGAGUUUCCCGAUUGUGUCACCCCCGAUGAUGAGAGUAGUUUUUACUACCAUGAUCACGCAACCACCUUUACGGACAAUGUUUUCGUAAGUAAGACACUAGCCAACAUGGCCCUCGCCCUACGUGUUGGUGCUUGGACUAAUGAGGCGGAACUGAUAACCGGACUCGGUAUUGCCACAUACAUCCACAGCGAGCGGGGCGCCACCGUGGGGAAGGAGGGUACGGCCAUGGCACUAGACGACAUCAAGCGUGCCAUGUUGAAGCGAAGUUUAUUCGAAGAAUGGAAGAGGGGGGUUGGGAUAGGCGAUCACGCCGUUAGCCCCGACCUAAUGGGCAACGACAGGGCGUUUUGGGACACUAUCGUCUAUGGGGCGGGUGAGGAAUCCGACGCUGUCUCGGCGAUAGCGUUACAAAGUGUAAAAAAAAGACAGAAGUGGUUGGAGAAUGAAAAAGUAGCAGUAACUAAGGGAGCGUUCAAGUAUUAG